Molecule: messenger RNA, 1614 nt
Organism: Trachemys scripta elegans
Lineage: Eukaryota; Metazoa; Chordata; Testudines; Emydidae
Gene: GDF1
Product: growth differentiation factor 1
Exons: 2
Coding region: 241-1362 (373 amino acids)
Biological process (GO): BMP signaling pathway; SMAD protein signal transduction
Cellular component (GO): extracellular region
Molecular function (GO): growth factor activity; cytokine activity
Source: RefSeq, a predicted model, not a curated record
CCCCCCCCGGAGUUUAGCAGCAGCUGGGGGCUGUACAAGGCAAAGCCACCUCCCCUCUGACGCCAGAGGGUCACUGGGCGCCCCGGGCUGGGGGUUGGUCUCACUCCCCUGCCCAAUCCAGGGAGACCUCGCUGCUAAUUGCGCCCUCGCCAGAUCAAAGGCGCCACUGGCGCAAUCGACACCCGCCUGGUGGCUCCAGAUUCCCUCUGGCGAGCGCGGCUUUGUCUGCCCGGCCCGGCCAUGGGGCCAGCGCCCGCCCCGGCCCGCUUCGCAGCCGGCCUCCUCUGGGCGCUGCUGGGCGCGGCGCUGGGCAGGGCGGGGAGCCCGCCGGAGACGUCGCUUUUAAAGUCCUUGGGCCUGAGCGCCAAGCCGACCCCCGCGGCCCCGGCCCCGGUGCCCUCCGUGCUGUGGCGCAUCUUCCAGGGGCGGGCGCUGCCUGCCCCCGGGGACCGCGCUCCGGACCGCGCCUGUCGGGUGGAGGAAUUGAAUGUGCCCGGGAACAUCAUCCGCGUCUUCGCUGACCAAGGCCACUUCAUUCACAGUGGGGAGCCCAAGACUUUCCUGUGUCUGGAGAAACGUCUGUACUUUAAUUUCUCUGUGUUGGAGGAGGGGGAGCAACUGACAAUGGCUCAGCUGGAGAUCAACUUCAGCCACAACUCCUAUCACACUUCCAGUGGUGGGCAGGUCUUUGAGCUGCGGCUGUACCAAGCCCUGCAGAUGUCUCUGCGGGGGAUGUCCUCCCACACGUACAACCACAAGCUGCUGGUGGCGCAAUCCUUCGUGCAGCUGCACAAGUCCCUCCUCUUCAACCUGACCGAAGUGGCGAAGGGCUGGCGAACCCCCAGCAAGAACCUGGGCUUGAUCCUGGAGAUCUCUGUGGGCAGCAGGGACAGCGCCGAGGCCUUGCCACCCCGAAGGCUGCAGAACCUCUGUGCCAGCAUCGACUCCUUCCUCGACACCUCGCUGUUGGUGGUGUCCCUCAAUCAGAAGCAGUGCCAGGCCUCCAGGAAGAGGCGAAGCUCCUAUUAUACCCCAGUCACCCCAAGCAACCUGUGCAAGCCAAGGCGGCUUUACAUCAGCUUCAGUGACGUGGGCUGGGAGAACUGGAUCAUCGCGCCGCAGGGAUACAUGGCCAACUAUUGCCUCGGGGAGUGCCCCUUCCCAUUGACGGCAGAACUCAAUAGCACCAACCACGCCAUCCUCCAAACCAUGGUGCACUCCCUUGACCCAGAAGGAACCCCCCAGCCCUGUUGCGUCCCAGUCAGGCUGUCCCCCAUCUCCAUCCUGUAUUACGACAACCAGGAUAACGUGGUGCUGAGACACUAUGAGGACAUGGUGGUGGAUGAGUGUGGCUGCAGGUAAUGGAGCUGCUCAUCGAGAUGUGACGAGGGAAUCGAAUGGGUCUCUGGAGUAACUGGGAUUUUUGAUGUAAUAGGUCAAAAUGUAUUAAGUCUCCUUCGUGUGGGUGGGUAGGGCCCUCCCUUCCAUCCCUGGGUGCAGUUAAUGGCAGAACUACCCCUUUGACGCAGUUGCAAAAUGCAGCCUCAAGGGGGAAGCUCUUGACUUCUGGCAUCAAGAGGAUAAUGCAGUUUGGGAUUCUAAUGUAAUGCUGAU